Molecule: messenger RNA, 1788 nt
Organism: Drechmeria coniospora
Lineage: Eukaryota; Fungi; Ascomycota; Sordariomycetes; Hypocreales; Ophiocordycipitaceae
Product: heat shock protein
Exons: 3
Coding region: 1-1788 (595 amino acids)
Molecular function (GO): Hsp90 protein binding
Source: RefSeq, a predicted model, not a curated record
AUGGCUACAGCGGACGAGCUCAAAGCUCUUGGCAACAAAGCCAUCGCCGAAAAGAACUUUGACGAUGCCAUGCAAGUCCCCCCGCCGCCCGAGGAGGAAGAUGGAUAUACCCACAUGCUGACAGCCGGCAGCGACAAGUUCACACAGGCCAUCGCCCUGCAGCCCGAGAACCACAUCCUGUACAGCAACCGAUCCGCCGCACAUGCCUCCAAGAAGCAGUGGGCCGAGGCUCUCAAGGACGCGGAGAAGACGACGGAGAUCAAGGCCGACUGGGCCAAGGGCUGGGGACGCAAGGGCGCGGCGUUGCACGGCAUGGGCGACCUGCUGGGCGCAAACGAUGCGUACGAGGAGGGCCUGAAGCACGACGCGAACAACGCCCAGCUCAAGAGUGGUCUGGCCUCGGUGGAGAAGGCGAUGCAGCAAGAGUCCGGAGGCUUCGGAUCCGACCCGACGGGCGGCCUGGGCCAGAUGUUCAACGACCCCAACCUCGUGCAAAAGCUCGCGGCGAACCCCAAGACGGCGCCGUACCUGGCCGACCCGGCCUUCAUGGCGAGGCUGCAGGCGAUGCAGACGGACCCGCAGAACACGCAGGACCUGUUUAGCGACCCCAGGAUGAUCCAGGUGCUCGGCGUCAUGAUGGGCGUCGACAUGCAGGUGCGCGACAGCGACCCCGGCCAGGACGCGAGCAUGCCGGACGCGGCCGAGGCGACGCGCGAGCCGGCCAAGGCGGCUCCCCGGGAGCCCACGCCGGAGCCGGAGGAGGUCGACCCGGAGCUUCUGGAGAAGCAGCGGAAGAAGGCGGCGGCCGACGAGGAGAAGGCUCUGGGCACGCAGUGCUACAAGCAGCGCAAGUUUGACGAGGCCAUCGCCCACUACGGCAAGGCCUGGGAGAUGUUCAAGGACAUCACCUACCUCAACAACCUCGGCGCGGCGCACUUUGAGAAGGGCGACUACGACAAGUGCAUCGAGGCCUGCCACCAGGCCAUCGAGGAGGGUCGGCAGAUCUACGCCGACUUCAAGAUCAUCGCCAAGAGCUACGCGCGCAUCGGCAGCGCCCACGAGAAGAAGGGCGACCUCGCCCAGGCGGUGGAGAACUUCAAGCGGUCGCUGACGGAGCACCGGACGCCCGAGGUGCUCAACAAGCUCCGGGCGGCCGAGCGGACCGAGGCGGAGAACACGAAGAAGGCGUACGUGGACCCGGCCAAGGCCGACGAGGCGCGCGAGGACGGCAACAAGAAGUUCAAGGAGAUGGACUUUCCCGGCGCCGUCGCCGCCUACUCGGAAAUGGUCAAGCGGGCGCCCGAGGACCCGAGGGGCUACAGCAACCGUGCGGCGGCCUUUAUAAAGCUCUUCGAAUUCCCGAGCGCGCUCGACGACUGCAACGCGGCCAUCAAGCGGGAUGGCCAGUUCAUCCGGGCCUACAUCCGCAAGGCCCAGGCCUUUUUCGGCAUGCGCAAGUACUCGGAGUGCGUCGACGCCUGCACCGAGGCGCAGCAGGUCGACCAGGAGCACCACGGCGGCGCCAACGCGCGCGAGAUUGAGCAGCAGUCGCAAAAGGCCCUGGCCGCCAUGUACGCGGCUCGAGACAACGAGACGGAGGAGGAGACGCGCGCGCGCGUGACGCAGGAUCCCGAAAUCAUGGGCAUCAUGCAAGACCCCGUCAUGCAGUCCAUCCUCCAGCAGGCGCAGUCGGACCCGAAGGCGCUGCAGGAGCACAUGCGCAACCCGAACGUGCGCACCAAGAUUCAGAAGCUCAUGGCCGCCGGCGUCAUUCGCGUCGGACGAUAG